AUGGUGCCAGUGGGAGCAAAGGUCACGGAGUGCCUGUGGCAGGCUAGAGGCUGCAAGGUGUGCUCCUCCAACCAAGAGGCCUGUAGACGCACUGGAAAGAAUCACGAUUCAGGGAUAAAUAAAUACAGCCAGGUUUUCGGACGCCGAAUUUUCCGUGUUCAUCAUACACACAGCUCUACUGCAGAGGUGGUCAAUGUACCUAAAACCCAAAGAACUUUCUGUAAGAAGUGUGGCAAGCACCAACCUCACAAAGUGAUGCAGUAUAAGAAUGGCAAGGAUUCUCUGUAUGCCCAGGGGAAGGGGCACUAUGAUCGGAAGCAGAGUGGCUAUGGUGGGCAGACAAAGCCAAUUUUCCAGAAGAAGGCCAAGACUACAAAGAAGAUUGUACUAAGGCUGGAAUGUGUUGAGCCUAACUGCAGAUCCAAGAGGAUGCUGGCCAUUAAGAGAUGCAAGCAUUUUGAACUGGGAGGAGACAAAAAAAGAAAGGGCCAAGUGAUCCAGUUCUGA
This is a messenger RNA of Carlito syrichta (Philippine tarsier), 507 nucleotides long. Its product is annotated as 60S ribosomal protein L36a-like. The record is from RefSeq and is a predicted model, not a curated record. Gene Ontology annotation, molecular function: structural constituent of ribosome. Bases 1 to 507 code for a protein of 168 amino acids. Gene Ontology annotation, biological process: translation. The transcript has 2 exons. Lineage: Eukaryota; Metazoa; Chordata; Mammalia; Primates; Tarsiidae. Gene Ontology annotation, cellular component: ribosome; cytosolic large ribosomal subunit.